This is a messenger RNA of Lactuca saligna, 435 nucleotides long. Lineage: Eukaryota; Viridiplantae; Streptophyta; Magnoliopsida; Asterales; Asteraceae. The record is from the annotation of a GenBank genome assembly.
AUGCAUACCUGCUCUGGAGCUAUCAUGGGUUCCCUUGAACAGUCUGUGUGGAUUAAGAAAUCAACAUUCUUCCCAAAAAGACCUGGUUUCACUAAGUUUCCACAUCAGCUGAAUCUUGGAUCACUCAAGCCGUGUAAAUCAUCUAAAGUUGAAGGUAGAUUGAUUACUGGGAACCCAUCCACUACUUGUGUCCCAAUCACAGUUAUUGAAGGAGGUGAUGGAAAUGGGUUUGUUGACCAUCAACUGAGUAAUGUUGACCCUGAAGUUAGUGCAAUAAUAUACAAUGAAAAGCAACAUCAGUUUAGAAGCUUGGAGCUUAUUGCAUCAGAAAACUUCACAUCAAGAGCUGUUAUGGAAGCAGUUGGAUCUUGCCUUACAAACAAAUAUUCUAAAGGACUUCCUAGAAAAAGAUAUCUUGCUAUUAUCGGUUCUUAA